This is a messenger RNA of Scleropages formosus (Asian bonytongue), 3485 nucleotides long. RefSeq names its product transcription elongation regulator 1-like. The record is from RefSeq and is a predicted model, not a curated record. Gene Ontology annotation, cellular component: nucleus. Gene Ontology annotation, molecular function: transcription coregulator activity; RNA polymerase binding. NCBI's taxonomy places the organism in Eukaryota, Metazoa, Chordata, Actinopteri, Osteoglossiformes, Osteoglossidae.
CACAAGUGCUCUGUUUUCCUGUAAUGGCGGAGCACGUAGAGACAGACGGCAUCGGCUUCGACGAGAGCAGGAUGGCGCAGCAGCAAGCUCUGCGCUUCCGUGGUCCGGCGCCACCGCCUGCCACGGUGAUGCGGGGUCCUCCGCCCCUGCUGAGACCUCCCCCUCCUCCCUUUGCUAUGAUGAGGGGCCCGCCACCUCCUCCACGCCCACCUUUCGCACGCCCACCUUUUGAUCCCAGCAUGCCUCCCAUACCUCCACCCGGGGGUAUGCCUCCACCGCUGGGACCACCGCAUUUGCAGAGACCUCCAUUUAUGCCUCCACCAAUGGGCAACAUGCCUCCUCCACCAGGAAUGAUGUUCCCUCCUGGAAUGCCCCCUGUGCCCACACCUGGUGCCCCAACACUUCCACCAACAGAGGAGAUCUGGGUAGAGAAUAAAACACCAGAAGGAAAGGUCUACUACUACAAUGCUCGCACUCGGGAGUCAUCAUGGAGCAAACCGGAAGGGGUGAAGGUCAUCCAGCAGUCAGAGCUCAACCCUCUGAUGAUGUCCCAGGCAGCAGCUGCAGUGGCUGCAGCUUCUUCAGCCAGUCUCCCGGCAGCCAGCACAGCAGCCCCCGUGUCCACUCAGGCACCAUCUCCAGGUCUCAGCUCCAGCCCUUCUGCUGGCACCACCCUAACCCCAGCUGUGUCCCAGCCCAUUUCUGUCCCUACACCUGUUGUGGAAGUGACUCCCGUGGUGUCAUCGCCCUCAAAUGCAGGGGUUGCCUCAGUGGUCACUGUUAGUGUCCCUGCGGCCAGUGCCACGGCAGCGCCUGUUCAGGCUGUGUCUGUUCAGACUGUACCCCAGCCACUGGCCCAGAGUCUCCCAGCCACUCUGGCCCAUGCGGUGCCACAGCCAGCUGCCGCCAUCCCAGCCUUCCCCCCUGUCAUGGUGCCACCCUUCCGAGUGCCUCUGCCUGGGAUGCCCAUACCACUGCCUGGUUUACUGCCAGGGAUGGCCCCUCCCUUAGUUCCCAUGAUGCAUCCGCAGAUGGCCAUUGCAGCAGCUCCAGCCACACUAACUGGGACGCUGUCACUCACAGAGUGGUCUGAAUACAAGACAGCUGAUGGGAAGACCUACUACUAUAACAACCGCACAUUGGAGUCCACUUGGGAGAAGCCGGAGGAGCUGAAGGAGAAGGAUAAGGAAGCUGAGAAGGCAAAGGAAUUCAAAUUGUCCAUUGAAGAUACUGAUCUAAUGGAUAUGGAAGAUGAGGAACCCAAAGCAGAGCCCACCAAAGAUAUCAAAGAAGAACCCAAGGAGGAAGAGAUGACGGAGGAGGAGAGAGCAGCACAGAAGGCUAAGCCAGUGGCCACAACACCCAUCCCCGGGACUCCCUGGUGCGUUGUGUGGACAGGGGAUGAUCGCGUGUUCUUCUACAACCCCACUACUCGGCUUUCCAUGUGGGACAGACCCGAGGAGCUGAUUGGUCGAGCUGACGUGGACAAGAACAUCCGAACCCCACAUAAGAGGGGUUUGGAGGACAGCCGCAAGCUGGGAAUAAGUAAGGAGGAGCUGGAGGCUGCAGCCGCAGAAGCCCUGGAGGAUGAGCCUAUUAAGGCUAAGAAGAGAAAGAAGGAAGACGUGAAAGAGGCAGAUACAGAGAAAGAGGCGGCCAUGGAGGCGGAGAUCAAGGCCGCCCGAGAGCGUGCAGUCGUGCCCCUGGAGGCGCGUAUGAAACAGUUCAGGGACAUGCUGCUGGAGAGAGGGGUUUCGGCCUUCUCUACAUGGGAAAAAGAGCUCCAUAAAAUAGUGUUUGACCCACGCUACCUUCUGCUUAACCCCAAGGAGCGGAAGCAGGUCUUCGACCAGUAUGUCAAGACUCGUGCUGAGGAGGAGAGAAGGGAAAAAAAAAACAAGCUCAUGCAAGCCAAGGAAGAGUUCAAGAAGAUGAUGGAGGAGGCAAAGUUAAAUAUCAGGAUGACAUUCAGUGAAUUUGCUUCAAAGCAUGCCAAGGACAUGAGGUUCAAGGCUAUAGAGAAAAUGAAGGACCGAGAAGCCAUGUUCACGGAGUUCAUGACUUCUCUCAGAAAGAAGGAGAAAGAAGAUUCUAAGAGCCGUGGUGAGAAGGUGAAACAGGACUUCUUUGAGUUGUUGUCUGACCACCACAUUGAUGGACAACUGCGGUGGAGCAAGGUGAAGGACAAGCUGGAAAGCGAUCCCCGCUACAAAGCAGUGGAGAGCUCAGCCAUGAGAGAGGACCUGUACAAACAGUACGCAGAAAAAUUGACCAAGAACCUGGACUCAGACAAGGAGAAGGAGCUGGAGCGGCAGGCCCGCAUCGAGGCCAGUUUGCGGGAGAGGGAGCGGGAAGUGCAGAAGGCCCGCUCAGAGCAAACUAAGGAAAUUGACCGGGAACGAGAGCAGCACAAGAGAGAGGAGGCCAUCCAGCACUUCAGAGCACUCAUGUCAGACAUGGUGCGAUCAUCAGAUGCUUCGUGGUCAGACACACGGAGAAACCUGCGGAAGGACCAUCGCUGGGAGUCGACUUCAUUGCUAGAGCGGGACGAGAAGGAGAAACUCUUCAAUGAGCACAUUGAGGCCCUUACCAAGAAGAAGAAGGAACACUUCCGACAACUACUUGAUGAAACCACAUCGAUAACAUUAACAACCACAUGGAAGGAAGUUAAGAAAAUCAUCAAAGAGGAUCCUCGCUGCAUAAAGUUCUCUAGUAGUGAUCGGAAAAAGCAGAGAGAAUUUGAAGAUUAUAUCAAAGACAAGUACAUCACAGCCAAAGCGGACUUCAGAACACUCCUAAAGGAGACAAAAUUCAUCACGUACAGGUCCCGGAAGUUGAUACAGGAAUCAGACCAGCACCUUAAAGACAUUGAGAAAAUCCUCCAGAAUGACAAGCGGUACCUAGUGCUAGACUGUGUUCCUGAGGAGCGCCGAAAGCUGAUCAUGUCCUACAUCGAGGAUCUGGAUCGCAGGGGCCCACCCCCGCCCCCCACUGCCUCAGAGCCCACCCGCCGUUCAACUAAGUGAGCCGUCCUCCCAUGUCUCCAGCCUUCAGAGGGCCGCUGCAUGAGCCGUCCUGCAGACCUGUGACUGCACAGUAUUAGCAAAUGUUGUCAUGACAUGGAAUAUCCCAGCAUUCACAUAACAUCAUCGUAGUCCACAAGUGAUGCGACCGAAGAUCUAUGAAGUUCAGGCAGACAGUGAUAGAUAAGGGUAUGUUAUCCACAAUGGUGGAUUUAGUGACGGUUCACCAACCUGUAAGAUUUUUCUAGUUUGUUUUUUAUGUAUGUGUAUACACAUACAUGUGUAUAUAUACUUACUCACGGAGUGGAGAUGGUUGAUAAUAGUAGUGGCUGUUUUGACAAAAUUCAUUGUAAUGAUACAGUAUGGUUUGAAUGUUUAAAUGUUUCUAAAAGUUGAAUUUAAUUUUGUUGUUGCUCUGUUUCUGUACGAGUUUACCAGAAUAAAGCAGCCUCCCAUUUUUUA